Molecule: messenger RNA, 1209 nt
Organism: Ostertagia ostertagi
Lineage: Eukaryota; Metazoa; Nematoda; Chromadorea; Rhabditida; Trichostrongylidae
Source: the annotation of a GenBank genome assembly
AUGAGAGUUACGGUAUGCUUGAUGUUGUUGGAUGUCACUCCACCAAGCUAUAAUACUACAUGCAAGCCAGGGGUCUCAGCCUCUUCUUCGCUAAAUGCUCUGGACGGUACGACGCGUUGCUACACGACAUUGGGGCUAUUAGGCGUGUAUAAUAACGAUCCAACCGACGAUCUAACGUCGUCAACUGGCCAAGUUACACGAUCGUCUGGUGAUACAUUCACUGCCAGCACAACACAAAUGAUCUACGAACAGUUUGGGUCUAGUUUGAUAUCAUGUGGGCCGUUGCUCAAGAAAGAGGGUGUCGUCAAAACGCCGGCAAAUGCCAACUACCUCGACGGUGAUUCGGUAACAUUUUCAUGCAAGCCGAAGUAUUACAUUCACAUGGUGACAUUGAAAGAACCUGUCGUAACGGAACCAUGGUCGCCUGGAUGGUGGGCGUGGUGCAGAGAUCGCAAUCUUGAAUACGCUUUGAAGUGGAUGACCGCUUUGUUAUCGAUAUUUGGAAUCGUCAUGGUGUUCAUCAUCUUCUUCUGCAUUUUGUGGAACAUUCGGCGAAAAAAGCAACAAGAACAUGCUCAGCGAAUGUUGGAGAAGGCAAUCGAGGGCUCUUUCCAGGGAGGAGGCGCGAACGGUCGAAUGUUCGCCACUGCCAACUCUAAACAGCGUCUAUCAAAGCAGAGUCUCAGCCUGAUAAAUGAAAAGGAACCACUGCGAACUGACUUGUUAAGCACGUUUGAAGACAAGCCGUCAUAUAUGCGAGACGAUUUGGCUACAUUAGACACGAAUCCCUCAUACAUGCGGGAAGAACAACGAAUGGCGCCAUCGUUCUACCAGACACGUGAGAAUGUGCCACCAAUUGCUUCGUCCAUGGUUGAGCGCCAGUUUGGCACAUCUAUGGAGCCUGCUGAGCUUCGAGGGAUGGUAGGAGCUCCAACGCUGGAGCGACGCCAGUACACCACCAGCAUGCAGCCUACUGAGAUUCGGCGUGAGAUUGUGGGUGCUCCUUCUGUGGUGCAGCGCCAGUACACCACCACCAUGCAGCCUACUGAGAUUCGUCGUGAGAUUGUUGGUGCUCCUUCGAUGGUGCAGCGGCAGUACACCAUCGGUAUGCAGCCUACGCAGGUUCGUGAAAUAGUGACUGGUCCGUCUGUGGUCCAGCGGCGGCAGUACGACACGGUGCCUCAGCUCUUCGAGACUUCUGCGAUAUGA